Messenger RNA from Schistosoma turkestanicum, 1584 nucleotides. NCBI's taxonomy places the organism in Eukaryota, Metazoa, Platyhelminthes, Trematoda, Strigeidida, Schistosomatidae. The record is from the annotation of a GenBank genome assembly.
AUGUCACCAACAUCUCAUGCACAAAAUUUUGAUGUAGCUGCCAAACUGGUUGGGUCUGGCAUAUAUUCAGGUGGAGAUUUAGUCAAAUGUGAAGUGACUUUUCCUCGGAAUUCGGAAGAUGUGGUUCAAGAGGAAUAUAAAUGGUCACUAACUGGUAUUGUUGGCUGUAUUAUUGGUCAAUGUAAGUUGGACAAUCAGCAACUAACCACACAGAAUCAAGCAUCUCCAAAACCACUGUCAUUUAGUAGUGUUGAAUGGAAAUACGAUGGCGAACUUAACUUCAAUGCUGAAUCGUUGUUUGUUUCUACACUGGAGUCGAAAAGUCAAUUAAUAUGUGUCAUUCCGAUGCAUGUGAAAUAUAUUCCAGAUAAAGGACCUGUCGGUCUGUAUGCUUAUUUACCGUAUAAUCUUUCACCUAGUGUUCGUGGCACGCUAUUUAAGUUUGCCUACAAAGUGGUUGUUGCAGUUCAAAUAAAAUAUUCGAACUCUGAAAUCAAGACGCGUACUGUUCAAUUGCCUUUUCGUGUUUUGCCUUCUUCAGUGUUAUAUCAUAGUUUAAGAAUCCAAGAAUUUGAUAAUAAGACAGAAACUUAUUCACCUGAUAUGUCGAAUCCGUUUUGGAUUCCUGAUAAUAGGGAUAAAGACUCUUGUUUUAAUUUUGGCUAUGAUGGAGGUUUUUACAUGCAUUCACAAGAAAUUAAUACUUUAACUGAAGAGAAGGAAGGACAUACCACUAAAUCUGUCGGUCAAGUAUAUUCAGCUCUGCCACACGAUGUCUCCCGGUGCGAAAACUCAGAUUGUCCCAACAAUUGUUUAGAAAACUCAAACAAAAUUUACGUCUAUCCCGGUUCACAUACGGAAUUAAUGAAUUUAUUGACAUGUUCACCAUCGGCUAACUUCAUGAUUUCUACUCCACGUGGAUUUGUUGGACGGUUAUCUUUCCAACGUACUUUAUACUGUUUAGGUGAUAUGGUGCGGGGUUAUUUUGAUUUUAAUGAUGCUGUUGUGAAAUGUCUUAACUGUGUAAUCCGGCUCGAAAGUGAAGAAAGAUUUAUGCUUCAUCAUGAAAACCCCUUUCUUCUACCAGGCUGUAGGAUUAAAAGUAGAAAAAAUGAAGUUCAAAAUUAUUCUAUGCGUUGUCUACCCCUAACUAAAAUUGGUCAACCUUCGUGUACAAAUUUUCAACCUUUAGGCUCUACACAAUAUACUACAUGGACAGAUAUCAAAUUAUGUUGUAUGUCCAAACUAUUAUUACCUUUUACAUUGCCUAUUCCAACAAAUAUUACACCACAAUUUCAUUCUGUUAGUUUAACUAGUCCAUUUAUUUCUUUAGAUUAUCGAUGGCGUCUACACUUGGAGCUUGAUUUAAUAUCUGAUAAUAAUAGUAAAAAUGAUUUAUUAGAUCAUUUUCAUGGUAGAUCAUGUGUAAAAAAAUCUUAUGGUACAGUAUGGACAAUUCCAUUUAAUUUAAAAACUGAAAAAUUUCUAUGGGACAUACCAAUUCAAUUAGUAUAUUCAAAUCCUUCUGUUACAGAUAAUUUAAAUGAUUCAGUGAAACAUUCCGUGUGUAUAUCAGAUAUGUAA